CAGCAGAUGUUUCUAACCAUGCAGCAGUUCAACUUAUCCAACAGUUCACUCACCACUCCUGUCUCAGCUGAAUACCUGAUCAGGAGUAGUAUACUGGGAAUUUGUUUCAUACUGGGAGUCCCUGCUAACAUAGCAGCAAUUAUACAUCUUACUGGAUGGCUGAAGGGAGGCAGUUUCACCCCGAGGCUGAUGCUAAGCCUGGCCAUAUCAGAUCUGCUCACUCUGCUUUCUGUGCCACUUUGGAUUUGGGCAUUUCUGCAUGGUUGGGUCUUUGGCUUGGUCCUGUGUAAACUGCUCUCCUAUUUGGUAUACCUCUGUGUCUACUGUAGCUCACUGUGUAUGAUUUUGAUGAGUGUGCAGCGAUACAUACAAGUGCUACAUCCUGAGAAAUGGAACAAGCUUGGCAAAAAAGGAAAGAAGUUUCUUUUAAGUAGUCUUUGGAUCCUAAGUGGAGUAUUAUCUUGCUAUGUUCUUGUACAGCGCAUCAUUAAAGACAAAAAUAGACAGCUUCAGUGCAUUCCACACUAUCGGAAUAAUGCUGAAAAAGUAGCUACUUUGAUCUGGGAGAUUGUACUAUUUGUGUUUUUUUUCACCACACUGACUUACUUCUACGUCCAUCUUUACCGGGGAGUUAAUAACACAGCUUUUUUUAACAGUCGCUCAUUGACAAAGCUGGUGAUCAGAAUUGUUGCAUGUUUCUUCAUUUUUUGGAUCCCAUUACAAAUCUCAAACAUUGUGCUCAUCGCUGCUGUGCUGCAUGGGAAUGACAGUCUGUUAAAAUCUGCAGCCUCUGUAGUAAAAAUUAUGGCAGCUCUGACUUUCGUUAACAGUUGCGUGAACCCCUUUCUCUACGCCUUUUCUGCCCGGGCUGUACGACAGGAAACAGCUGGAACAGAAGAUGCUUAGUCCUUUCGUGAUAUAGAGGUUUGAGAAAGA
Molecule: messenger RNA, 936 nt
Organism: Clarias gariepinus (North African catfish)
Lineage: Eukaryota; Metazoa; Chordata; Actinopteri; Siluriformes; Clariidae
Product: leukotriene B4 receptor 1-like
Exons: 1
Coding region: 7-906 (299 amino acids)
Biological process (GO): G protein-coupled receptor signaling pathway; immune response
Cellular component (GO): membrane
Molecular function (GO): G protein-coupled receptor activity
Source: RefSeq, a predicted model, not a curated record